AUGGCCAUGAGAAGGGCCCAUUCUAGAGCUCUGCUGAUCAUCGCGGUGCUGUGUUUGCUCGGCAUCGGCCUGGACUUUGUGGCACCGGACAUCAGCAUCAUCGAAGGGCUUCAGGAAAUUGGCAUUCUGUCCGAGAUCGGGAAUGGGAUAGCUGACGCCGGAGUUGUGACAGAAGUGAUUGCCAGCGAAACUGACCAAGCCACUGGGGCCACUGAACUGGUCCUGGCGCUCGUCUCUGGUGCAAUGCUUGGAGCGCGCAGGCGCCAGAAAGGCGAACGAGCAGACGAAAUGCCCAAGAGUCGACCAAGCUUGGUGGCAUCCUGUGAUAGAUGGGAACUCACACACAAGCACAAAGACCACAGCCCUUUGCUCAACCUGGGAGAUCCGAUGGAGAAGCUGCUGGCAGACCACCAUACCCGCCAGCAUCGUGAGCGGCAAGAGGCUGAGCGUCCGGACACCGAGGGCACAGAUUCAGACCUCUCCCAAGCAAGGCGUUCGACGCGAGGCGCCGCCGGAGCGUGGGUUCUGGAUGAAGAGGGAGGUCAGAGCAGCGGCUAUUGGAGCUCACCGAGAUUGCCACUCGCCCCGUGGCGGGUACCGAGCAAAGCUCGCAACUCGCCCAGUGGCUGGCUUGGCAUUUGCAGGAGCAGCGACGUGCCGACAGAUAGAUUGGCCAACCGGGCAAAGACUUUGAUCCCUUUCGUGUACUUCCUGCAUUUGCUGGGCUUCACCAUGCAAGGACCCAUCCUGCCAGCCCUGAGGGCACACUUCCACCUCCGUGCUUCUCAGACCGGCUUGAUCACCUCAGCCUUCCCGACUGGCAUGCUCGUGGCGCUGUUCUUCUAUCCACGCCUUAGUGAUGUUUGGGGCCGCAAGCCGGUGCUGCUGGUGUGUUUGACCGGCGUCGGCGUGGGCUUCUUGCUGCAGAGCUACGCGCUGAAGCUUCACUGGUCAUUCCGAACUUUCCUCAAGCUGCGCAUCCUCAGUGGGACGUUUGCUGGAGCAGCUGUUGUGAUCAAGGCAUUCAUGGCCGACCUGCAUCCGGAUAUCAUGCCCAGGGCCGUGGCCAACCGAGAAGCCGCAGCAACCUUGGCCUUCAUCGUGGGCCCGAUGUUGGGAGGGCUCAUCUACGGCUAUGGGUCGGGCGGCAUCCUACGUGUAACCCUCUGUGCUGGCCUUAUGCAAUUGAUUGCUGCCUCGCUGGUUCAUCAUUUCCUCGAGGGCAUGCCUCCGCCGGGCGGCGAAGUUCGAACGGGGGAGUCAGAGAAUACCACACGCGAACUACCCGCAUUCGGAUUGGCAUCGAUUCUACUGUGCAAUCUCUUUCUCAUCCACGUUCUGUACACCUGUGGCGCAGCAGUUUUCGACAGCUUCUUCGGCGUCUGGUGCAUUGACACCUUCGGAUGGACCCCAGCCCGCCUGGGCUCAGCACUAACCGCUGCGGCGUGCUUUGCAUUUUGCACCAAUGCCUUCGCAUAUCGGAGGUACAUGCUGAAACCAACGCGGGCGGUCGCUGGUGCUGUUAUCGGCCUUGCAUCCAUCGGCCUGUCUUUUGCUGCCAUGAGCAUGGCCAAGAAGCCCCUGGUUGUGAUGGCUAUUCUUUUCUGCCAGUCAUUUGGAAUUACGUUCUUCACGCCCAGCGUGAACAUCCUGAUCGCGCGGUGCUGCCCCAGGGGCAGCCGAGGUCUGAUCUUCGCCAUGGACUCCAUCGUCUGCUCCUUGGGCCGCAUUUGCUCACCAAGCAUUGCCGGCCACUUCUAUGACCUGGGCCCUGGAGCCGCUUUCCGGGUCGUCUCCUGGGCCCUGAUGGCGGCAGCAGGACUGAUGGCUUCGCAAUGGCGUCUUCUGAACAGCUUGAUUCCCUCCGAGCUUCUGCCUGGCUGGCCAUUUCAAAAGGCACUGGAUGCUGCCAUUCUGGCGGCGACUGCGAAGCCUUCAAUGACGCAUUCACGCCAAAACAGCAAGUCGUGGUGCGAGUCCUGGUCCCAGGCUUCCACGGCUUCGGAGGAGCCGGAAGACCGGCACGGUGAUUUUGAAGACAAGGUGCAGCAGAGCACACAGCUGUUAUGGCGGAUUGGGCCCGAACUUUCAACCCGGGCAACCUGCAUAUGUCACACCAGCAGCCCGAAGUGUUCCGACUGCCCGGGUCGGCGGGCAAAGGCUGCGCAUGGGAUGAUGCGAAGUCGACGAGCUGAGGAGCUUUGCAUAGGGCUGAACCAUCAUUGCCCGCUCGAUGCCCCUCGGAAGACCCUUUUGAACGAAGGUGUGCAUCCACAAGUGUAG
Molecule: messenger RNA, 2283 nt
Organism: Symbiodinium sp. CCMP2456
Lineage: Eukaryota; Dinophyceae; Suessiales; Symbiodiniaceae
Source: the annotation of a GenBank genome assembly